AUGUUCACUCGGUCAGUGUCCUCAGCCCCGAAACUUCCUCGUCUUCCAGUACCGGACUUGCGAAAAACACUCAACAAAUACCUGACAUCUCUUGAACCAUUUCUUCUUGAGGAUGAGCUCCGAGGGGCCAUGUCAUUUAAUUCUGCGUAUGCUCUUCGCAAGAAGUGGGCGGACGAGUUCGAAUUGGGGAUUGGCGCGGUUCUUCAGGAACGUUUGGUCGCGCUUGAUAGGUUCUCACCAAACAACUGGCUCAAUGACAAUUUUUGGAUGGACAAGGCUUAUUUGGAGUGGAGAGCGCCUCUGCUCGUCAACUCCAACUGGUGGUUGGCAUUUCACGAGGACAACAUGAUACCACAGAGCGCUCUCAAGGGGGAGACCAACAAUAACAGGGCGGGGACGACGUUCUGGCAGGUCCGAAGAGCCGCUUGGCUUAUACAUCGCAUGCUCGACUUCAAGGAAAAACUCGAUGCCCAAGAGUUGCACCCAGAAACAACUCGGACAGGUUCGUUUUCUCUCUAUAUCACUUCCAAGUUAUUCAAUAUCGCACGGAGGCCCAAACGUCUAGGUGAUACCCUCUCUACACCCCCUGGGUCUCCAACCCUUCAAGCUCGUUCUCUUCUCCUCAUGGUCCACGAUUGGUGCUACAGAGUUACCGUCUACCAUCCACCAACGUCGUCGUCGUCUCCUGUUCUAAUGUCCCCGAAAGAAAUAGAAGCACGAAUACGUGCUGUGAUGCUCGACGUCGAAGAGCGACUAGCGCAGGGGGAAAGGGCUUUUCCAAUAGGUGUAUUGAGCGCCGAUAAUCGGGAUUGUUGGGCUGAUAACCUCGAGUACCUUCUUAACAAAUCUCCAACGAAUGAGAGGUCGUACGAUGCAAUGGUUCACUCCGUCAUGGGCCUCAGCCUUGAUCACACGACCUACACAUUCAAACCAUCUUCACCAGACAGCUCUUCCUUACCGACACAUGCAACACAUACUCGAACAGCAGCCCAAAGCCAACUCGAUGCCCACCUCCACACAAUCCGGUCAACCCACCUCAACGUAUCCAACCGCUUUUUCGACAAGGCUCUCACGCUCAUCGUCGACCCGUCCACUCGCGCUGGCGCAACAGGAGAGCACUCCCCAUGUGACGCACUUGUACCCAGCAUUGUUGCCGAGUACGGUAUCGUCGACGGCGUGGACUCGGAUGCGUUCCAGGGGCCCCCAGUUGCCAUUGAAACCGGGGAUGAGGCACCAUGGGAGCGGCUCGACUGGGUGGCGGACGAGCACAUGUGGGAGCAGGCGAGAGCAUCUGAGCAACGUGCGCAGAAGAUACUGGAUGAGUCGGAUGACAGUGUACUUUGGUUCGAAGGGUACGGAACGGACUGGAUCAAGGACAUUGCCAAACUAUCUCCAGACGCGUACAUCCAAAUGGCCCUCCAACUUGCAUGGUACAAAACCCGGGGAGAGUUCACAGCGACAUACGAGACGGUUCUGACCCGGAUGUUCAAACACGGACGAACAGAGACACUGCGAACGUUCACGCGCGAGAGCAGAGACUGGGUCUUGAGCAUGCUUGAUCCUCGAGCAUCGAGAACGCAGCGCUACAAGUGUCUUCAAGUUGCUAUAACAACACACGCCAGGCUCACUCGGGAAGCAGCGACUGGCCGCGGGAUCGACCGACACCUUCUUGGUCUGCGGCUUCUCAUGCGACCAAUCAAUGGUGAACACUCGCCGUUCUUCGAGGAUGAACUCUUCGAGCGCAGCGCGCGAUGGAAGCUAAGCACGAGCGGAUUGAGUGCUGGACAUCUAUUCAAAGGUACCGGGUUUGGGGCUGUUUAUGACGAUGGGUAUGGCAUCAACUAUUUGGCGGCCCCUGCUAUGAUCAAGUUCGGGAUUGAGUCCAAGUUUUCAAGUGAAGCGACGUCAACACAGAGGUUCAAGGAAGUUGUUGUGGAGGUGCUUAACAAGAUGCACUCAGUGUGUCUUGAGGAAAAUGUGGCUGACAUUACUACAAGUCAUCUAUAGAUGUUUCUAUAUUUUCGUCACAACUAGAUUAAUCAUAGACUUCAAGACUUCUUGCACAAAUCUUAGGUUAUUAAAAAAAAAAAUGGCUCUGUUGUAAUGC
Laccaria bicolor S238N-H82 is the source of this 2107-nucleotide messenger RNA. RefSeq lists its product as uncharacterized. The record is from RefSeq and is a predicted model, not a curated record. The transcript has 8 exons. NCBI's taxonomy places the organism in Eukaryota, Fungi, Basidiomycota, Agaricomycetes, Agaricales, Hydnangiaceae. Bases 1 to 2007 code for a protein of 668 amino acids. Gene Ontology annotation, molecular function: acyltransferase activity.